Dibothriocephalus latus is the source of this 1095-nucleotide messenger RNA. The record is from the annotation of a GenBank genome assembly. NCBI's taxonomy places the organism in Eukaryota, Metazoa, Platyhelminthes, Cestoda, Diphyllobothriidea, Diphyllobothriidae.
CGACCGCCCUACGCCAACCCCACCUUCCACAGGCAACCACAGAGACCUUCAGCCGGUCAGCAGAACAGGGAUUGCUUCUACUGUGCCCAGUACGGCAGAGCAGCCAGAACCUGUGGACACGAUCCAGCUCAAUCACUCAUUCUCCUCGAGGACGACCCAGUUAUCAUGGAGGUAAACAGUGUCGAAGUCUCCACAGCCCCACCCGUCGACCCCUCUUCAAUCGAAAAAAUAAUACCAGACAACAUUCCUAUAGCCGAUAGUCGGGCCCUCUACCACGCUUUGGUGCCGUUCAGCUCCGUUUUCACAUGGGCAGACCAGGCCAUCGGACGGACCAACAGCGUGGAGCACCGAAUAAACACCGGCACCGCCCCUCCGCAACACCUCCCGCCCCGACGAAUACCGUUUCACUUCAGGGCUGAACUGGAUAACUUGGUGGAGAACAUGCUCCAACAAGGUAUUAUACAACCAUCCUCUUCCUCAUGGGCAGCGCCGGCAACUCUGGUUAAGAAGAAAGAUAAUUCUCUGCGGCUCUGCGUCGACUACAGGCGACUGAAUUCAGUCACCGUCAGAGACUCCUUUCCCCUUCCCCGCAUGGACGAUCUCCUAGCAUCUAUGUCCGGGAAUAAAUUCUUCACAACCCUCGAUCUGUCUUCAAGCUAUUGGCAGAUUGAAGUACACCCGGAAGAUCGAGCCAAGACCGCCUCUACCCUACAAUCAGGACUAUUUGAGUUCAACACGUUACCCAUGGGUUUGGCUAACGCGGCAGCGACAUGCCAACGGCUUAUGCAGAAAAUAUUGCAAAACAUAUACCUAUCUAACUGCCUCGUGUACUUGGACGACGUAAUCGUGUGGGGAGCCACCGUUCUAGAACUCCUCAACACCUUGUCAGGGGUGCUGACGAGAUAUCAAGACGAAGGUUUGACACUAAAUCCAAGAAAACGCAAAUUUCUUCAGACAGAAAUUCAAUUCCUCUGCCACAUCAUUGACAGCCAGAGCCUCAGGACUGACCCCGAUAAAGUCCAGGUCGUUACAGAUUGGCUAAAACCACCCAACGGAAACGAGGUCCGCUCAUUCCUCGGCCCGGCAGGCUACUAA